CUGUGGAUUACAGUAAUCCAGCACCUUUAAUAUCAGUGCGGUGGUCCACCACUCGAAAAAUAACCAUCAUGGAGUACAGACUGCAGAACACGUUUCUGUUAGCCGUCCUGCUGGUGUCUGAAGGUUUUAUUGGGCUGCAAGCACAAGAGGAUGGCGAGGGCAACGACACAUGGGCUGGGAAAAUUUGCAAGUGUGACUGUGAUUCCUCUAGCAAGUUGCUUUCUAAAGGUUCUUCAUCAAGUAGGGGACAGGAGAUGGACUGCAUGCCAGAGUGUCGCUACCAUAAGCCCCUGGGUUUUGAGGCAGGAUCUGUGACCUCAGAUCAGAUCAGCUGCUCUAAUGAAGACCAGUACACAGGCUGGUUCUCCUCCUGGAUUCCAAGCAAAGCAAGGCUCAACAACCAAGGAUUUGGGUGUGCCUGGCUGUCUAAGUUCCAGGAUACCAACCAGUGGCUUCAGAUUGACCUGAAGGAGGUCAAAGUGGUUUCUGGUAUCCUGACCCAGGGCCGCUGUGACUCUGAUGAGUGGGUUACCAAGUACACCGUGCAGUACCGCACCAAUGAGAAACUCAACUGGAUCUACUACAAGGACCAAACUGGAAACAACAGGAUGUUCUAUGGAAACUCUGACCGCUCUUCCACAGUUCAGAACCUUCUGCGUCCACCUAUCGUAGCACGUUACAUCCGUAUCCUCCCUCUUGGUUGGCACACUCGCAUCGCCAUCCGCAUGGAGUUGCUACUUUGCAUGAAUAAAUGCACCUGAUCUGGAACAUGUCAGCGAAGCCAUACUCAACUAUUUCCUGUUCCAUCCCAUUUCUUGUAUCACAACAUGCCAAAGUGAAUAUCACUGCCCAAUCAAUGCAUCAAUGCUUAUUUUCUGGUAUUUUCAAGGAAGAAGCGAUCAUUAGAAUGUGUUAAGGUUACAUUUAUUUGUCUUAAAUAUGUUUUCCUCUUCUUUUUGCAUAUAAAGUAUAUU
Molecule: messenger RNA, 974 nt
Organism: Sinocyclocheilus rhinocerous
Lineage: Eukaryota; Metazoa; Chordata; Actinopteri; Cypriniformes; Cyprinidae
Product: retinoschisin-like
Exons: 6
Coding region: 69-761 (230 amino acids)
Source: RefSeq, a predicted model, not a curated record